Messenger RNA from Rubroshorea leprosula, 3518 nucleotides. The record is from the annotation of a GenBank genome assembly. NCBI's taxonomy places the organism in Eukaryota, Viridiplantae, Streptophyta, Magnoliopsida, Malvales, Dipterocarpaceae.
ACAGUGUUUUUAAAAGGUUAAAUGCUCAUUUUGGUCCCUCAACUUUAGUGGUUUGCACAUUUUUGGUCCCUUGAGAAUUUUUUGCACUUUUUUGAUCCCUCAACUAUAAGAAAUGCACUCCGUUAGUCCUUCUGUUAAAUUGGACCGUUAACUUUGAUUCGUGGCAUUUUUAAUAUUUUUUUUAUGAUGUGGAGGGCAAAAUUUAAAAAAGUGAUGACGUGCACAACAACUUUUGCCAUGUCAUGCUACCGUGGUCAAAAAAGUCAAAUCCGUUCAAGUGGGUCCCACAUAUCACCACUAAGAAUUGCUUCUGUCCAUUGAUUACUGUUUCUGUUCUUUCCAUCGAGAAGAAUUGCUUCUAUCCAUUGAUUACUGUUUCGUUCUUUCCAUCGACAAUAUUCUUUCCAUUUUUAAGAUUGAAAUCAUUUAAACAAUACUUCAAAAAUAAGAAGAAAAAAAUCCCAAAAAUCACUCACAACAACCUAACAGAAGCAGGAAGUUCUUCGAUUUAGCUUUUGAUUCCAGGGUAUACUGCAAAACCGCGUUAAAAAUCCUUAAUUUUUUUCUUGGUAGAUUUUCCCUUUUAUCCUUCAAGCACUUCUCCAGCUGACAUUUUCCCUUAUUUCUUGGGAAAAUUCUCUUUCCAAACAGACUAAUUUCUCUUCUGUGCCUAUCUCUCUUUCGCAUCUUCUGCUUCAUCCCCGGAUUUGAAGUCUCCCCAUCGCCCCAUAUGCUGUUGGGUUUUAAAAUCUAGAGGAAGAAGAAGGAAGUCCAAUAUUGGAUUCAAAUCCUGAUUCCUUUUAUGUGUUCGAGCGUACUGGGUUCUCUGGACUGGGAGCUCAUAGUGCCAUCCAGGUCUUGCUAAAGAGAAAUGACAUUUGCUUCACUUGAUUUAAUUUUUUGGAUUCGAAAUUUUUUUGGGUUUAUUCUGGAUUUGAUCUGAUUUUGGUUUCUUGAAAUUUGGAACGUAGGGUUCAUUGGGUAUUCAUUUCAACGUUUACUUGUUUUUGAUGAACGAAUAUGGCCUUCAAAUCUAAGAUAAAAUGGAUUGCAUUAUUUGUGUUGACUUUGUCUUUGGGAUCAAUAGUGGUGCAUCUUUCAAUGACAAAGCUUUCUAGUAUGGAUUUAGUGCAGUAUACUGCAAUGACUGCUUUAAGCCAGGAUUUUGUGAUGGUGGUGGGAUCACAGGGUGUUAGAACUAAGAGGCUAUGGGGGCCUGUGAAGUCUCUGGAGUCUUUGAAGCCAUAUCCCAAUCCAAGAAGCACUUAUCCUGUUCCCAAUCAGAAGAACAAUGGUUUCAUCUAUGCAAAAGUUUCUGGUGGAUUUGAGAAGAUAAGAUCUUCGAUCUGUGAUCUUGUCACCAUAUCCAGGCUUUUAAAUGCUACCCUUGUAAUUCCAGAGAUUCAAGAAACUACUAAAUCAAAAGGCAUCAGUUAUAAAUUCAAUAGCUUUUCCUAUCUUUAUGAUGAGGAGCAGUUCAUUGCAUCCCUUAAAAAUGAUGUAAUCAUUGUUAAAAGCCUGCCUGAAGAUUUGAAGGCUGUGAGAAAAAGGAAUGAGUUGCCAACUUUUAAACCCAAAAGUUCUGCUUCUCCAAAUUUUUAUAUCAAAGAAGUUUUUCCGAAAUUAAAGAAAGCCAAAGCUAUUGGAUUGAUUCUCACUGAUGGUGGAUGCCUGCAGUCAAUUCUUCCACCUAGCAUGUCUGAGUUGCAGAGGCUUAGAUGCCGGGUUGGUUUCCAUGCUCUCCAAUUUCGUCCAGAAAUUCAGAUCCUUGGUCGCCGGAUGGUGGAGAGGCUACGAACAUCGGGGCAACCUUUUCUGGCUUAUCAUCCUGGCUUGGUAAGAGAUACUUUGGCAUAUCAUGGUUGUGCAGAACUUUUUCAGGAUGUUCAUACUGAACUGAUACAAUAUCGAAGGGCACAGAUGAUAAAGCAAGGAAUUAUUAAGGAAGAGCUAAGUGUUGACUCACACUUGCACAGAGAAAAUGGUUCAUGCCCCCUCAUGCCUGAAGAGGUUGGACUUCUCCUUCGGGCAAUGGGUUAUCCUCCAAAAACAAUUAUCUAUCUGGCAGGUUCUGAAACUUUUGGUGGUCAACGUGUUUUGAUUCCUCUGCGUGCCAUGUUUGCAAACUUAGUGGAUCGAACUUCCUUGUGCACCAAGGCGGAGUUGUCUGAUUUGGUUGGACCUGAAACACCUCUUCCUCUAAAUAUUUUUCAACUACCACCAGCCAAAAGUAAGAAACAACUUGAAGAGGAGUGGAAUAGGGCUGGUCCUCGUCCUCGACCUCUUCCUCCUCCUCCUGACAGACCCAUCUAUCAACAUGAAAAAGAAGGUUGGUAUGGUUGGAUUACUGAGAACGACUCAGAACCAUACCCUUUGCCUAUGGAUCUUCGAAUGAAAGCACACAGGUUACUUUGGGACGCCCUUGAUUAUGUUGUUUCUGUGGAAGCAGAUGCAUUCUUUCCUGGUUUUAACAAUGAUGGUAGUGGAUGGCCAGAUUUCUCAAACUUGGUCAUAGGACAUCGGCUGUAUGAAACAGCUUCUACUAGAACAUAUCGUCCAGACAGGAAAGUUAUUGCUUCACUAUUCAACAUUUCUCAUGAUGAUAUGUACCAUCCCAAACAUUCUUGGACACUUUCGGUGAGGGAACAUCUCAACAAAAGCCUGAGUGAAGAGGGCCUUAUAAGGCAAUCCCAGUUGUCAAAACCAAGAUUGUUCCUAUCUCACCCACUUCCUGAAUGCUCGUGUAGAAUUUCACCUGUCAAGGUUACAAAUGAACUAAAAUUCGACGACAGAUUCUUGUAUGGAGAUGAAGAUGAGUGCCCCAAAUGGAUGCAGUCAGAUGGGGCUGAAGGGGUUAAAAUUAAUGACACUGAACUACCAGAAGAUGAUACUGAUGUGAUUGAACAGCAGCCAGAAUCUGAUGAAGGCAGCAACAAAGAUACUUUGACUGCACUACUUGAUCAAGACGAUGAAUGGGAUCCUAAUGACUAGAAUUUGAUUUGAGGAUGACACAGCAUACCCUUUUUAUCAACAAUAGGUAUUCAGCUACCGGUAAUUUUUUCUGGACUGAAGUUUUGGGAACACAGGGUAACAAGCUAAAGCAAUUCUUUUAUUUCAAAGUUCUGGUAUAGUCUUUUUAGAUUAAUUAGUCAAUUCUUUUCCCAGUAGAUUCAAGUAAUCCUCCAGUUACACAAACCGAAGAUUAUUUGUAUACCUUCAUACGUCCCAACUUUUUUAACAUGAAGACAACAGAAAGAUUGAUGCAGCAACGAGUUGCUGCCUGCAGUGCAAUGUAUAGAGUACUGGGAUUUUGGUGUGUUGCUUCCAUCUGAAAAUCAGAGCUGUAAUCUUUCUGGUACUCAGAAAUUUUCAUUUUGUUCCUCUGGAACGGCCUUUUACUCUUGGAAGAGUGUAAAUUUUCAUGGAAAAAGAAUAUCUUCAAUGAGAUGGCCUUUUGUUAUGAUGAUUCGUACCAUUAGAUGGAUAGAGUUUUUAAACAAUAAAUGCAAAGAUUGCAA